AUGGCUAUCAAACGCGCGACCGGCUGGCAGAAGCUGCCCGUUACACUAGCAGAGCUUUGCAUUGACACCACUCUGCGAUGCGGUCAAUCAUUCAGGUGGCGCAAAAUCAACGACGAAUGGACUUGUGCGCUUCACGGUCGCAUUUUGUCCCUGAAGCAAGACCCCCAACAUGUUCACUACAAGACAACUUGGCCAAGCCUGCGAACAGGGCUUUCUGCAUCCCCCUCCUCAAUUGAAAAGGAUGACACAGAAGAUCUCCUGAAGCACUACUUCAGUCUACGGCUUAAUCUCGCCGAACUGUACGAACAAUGGUCAAUGGCAGAUCCCAACUUCGCUAAGAGAGCUCCUGAAUUUGCAGGAGUUCGCAUCUUGAGUCAGGAUGCAUGGGAGGCCCUGGUAGGCUUUAUUUGCAGUAGCAAUAAUAACAUAGCUCGAAUUUCUCAAAUGGUUCACAAACUGUGUAUACAUUAUGGGCCACUCAUUGGACAUGUUGGAGACGAACCGAUUCACGAUUUUCCAACCCCAGAAGCUCUUUCGGGUGAUAAAGUUGAAAGUCAUUUACGAGAGUUGGGCUUUGGGUAUCGCGCAAAAUAUAUCGCCCAGACUGCUCGUGUCAUCGCAACAGAGAAGCCUACGGGAUGGCUUGAAACAUUACGAAACCCAGAAUCUGCUAUGCAGCCAAUUGUCAAGGUUGAGUCCGAUUCAAUUCCCACUUACAAAGCAGCCCACGAAGAACUGCUUGCUUUGACUGGUGUUGGGCCCAAAGUAGCAGACUGCGUUUGCCUCAUGGGACUCGGCUGGGGAGAGUCUGUCCCUGUCGACACUCACGUUUGGCAGAUUGCACAGCGCGACUACAAGAUGGGCAAGACAAAGACAAAAACCUUUAAUAAAGUCAUGUACGAUGCAGUUGGUGACCAUUUUAGGAGUAUUUGGGGAAGUUACGCUGGCUGGGCUCAUUCCGUCUUAUUUACUGCUGACCUAAAAUCUUUCGCUGAUCGACCACCAAAACAAGAACCGCUGUCCGAUGGUCGAGCAUCGAUUAUGAAGGAAGAGUCCGGUAAAAUUUCCAAGAAACGACUCAAGACGGAUAUUGCCAUUGAGGUGAAGCCAGAGCAGGUUGAUGCCGUUGUGGUGGACAUGGAGUUACCCGCUAAGAGAAGACGGACACGGCGCCAGCUAUGA
Messenger RNA from Akanthomyces muscarius, 1182 nucleotides. RefSeq lists its product as uncharacterized. The record is from RefSeq and is a predicted model, not a curated record. The transcript has 3 exons. The coding region runs from base 1 to 1182 and encodes 393 amino acids. Gene Ontology annotation, cellular component: nucleus. Gene Ontology annotation, biological process: base-excision repair, AP site formation; base-excision repair; nucleotide-excision repair. Gene Ontology annotation, molecular function: 8-oxo-7,8-dihydroguanine DNA N-glycosylase activity; damaged DNA binding. NCBI's taxonomy places the organism in Eukaryota, Fungi, Ascomycota, Sordariomycetes, Hypocreales, Cordycipitaceae.